AUGUCCUAUUUGACUGGACAAGCAAGCACUGAGUCUUCCGUUAGCAUGACUCCUGACUGCUUGGAGUCCGACGAGCCGACGACCCAAAGCGACGUGAGGCCUCGGGUGAUGGGUGUGAUCCUGAGCAUCGCCGCCUGCCUCAUCAUCCCCACCAACCUGCUGGUGGCAGUCGCUCUAUUAAAGGUACUCCUUAAGAAGAGCAGCCAGAGCUGGUGCUUCGUCCUCAACUUGGCACUGGCCGACGCCCUGGUGGGUGUGGCCAUCACUGGCCUGGCCACAGAAGACUUCAACAGCAACGGCAACAGUGUCCCUCAGAACCGGCACAGUCACGUUACUGCUGACCCUCCCACGAACGCCACACCUCUUGCUCAGGGGAAGACCCGGUGUUUGAUGCGGAUGGCCUUUGUGACAUCGCCCUGCACAGCCUCCAUCAUGUCCAUGUUCCUGAUCUCACUUGACCGCUACGCAGCCAUCAAGAUGCCCUUGCGGUACUCCCUGCUGUCUGGUAAGGGGACAGCGGUGGGCUCCUUGCUGGCUCUGUGGAUCAGCUCCUUCACUGUGGGAUUCUUGCCAGUCAUGGUGCGGCAGCUGCAGGCGGAGGGCUACGACGGCUUUUGUGCCUUCUUCUCCGUCAUCCACGAAGUGGGCAUCAUCGUCUUAUUCAGCGUGUGCUUCUUCCCUGUGUUCUCUGUGUUCGUCUACAUCUACCUGGACAUCCUGAAGAUCGCCUGCAGCCACCAGAAGCAGAUCUGCCAAGUGAGGCAAGCAGGCUCCAGGACAGCUGACCGACUUUGCCAUCAACCCUGUCAACAUUACCACCACCAUCAGCAGCUGAGAAGCGGUUACUGGAGUCAUGUGAAGGCCCUGAGGACAGUGGCUGUGCUUGUGGGCUGCUUCUUGGUACUCUGGUGCCCCUUCUUCGUGGUGUGCAUAGUUCACGUUCUGUGUAAAAGCUGUGAACUCACGGACGUGUUGGAGAAUUAUCUGUGGCUGCUGGGACUGUCCAACUCCCUGAUCAACCCGCUGGUCUACGCCUUUUGGCAAAGGGAGGUGCGGCUGCAGUUAGCAGCCAUGUUUUCCUGCUUUACAGGCAGGUGGGUGGCCGCUGGACCACCAGGUAUCACCGAAAGAUAUGACCCUCAGUCACCUGUGCAGACUCAAGCCUGUGUUUCUGGUGGAGACAGCAUUAACCCCUCGCUGUUGCGGCCAAUUACCUGCAACAGCGAGGCUCACACUGCGGCAAUAUCUGCCACGACUAACUUAUGA
Messenger RNA from Xiphias gladius (swordfish), 1266 nucleotides. RefSeq names its product glucose-dependent insulinotropic receptor. The record is from RefSeq and is a predicted model, not a curated record. Gene Ontology annotation, biological process: regulation of metabolic process; adenylate cyclase-activating G protein-coupled receptor signaling pathway. Bases 1 to 1266 code for a protein of 421 amino acids. The transcript is spliced from 2 exons. Gene Ontology annotation, cellular component: membrane. Gene Ontology annotation, molecular function: G protein-coupled receptor activity; phosphatidylcholine binding. Lineage: Eukaryota; Metazoa; Chordata; Actinopteri; Istiophoriformes; Xiphiidae.